GGAGAAGAUGCGCCGAAAUGGCACCUCGCAAGGGGAAAGAAAAGAAGGAAGAACAGGUCAUCAGCCUCGGCCCUCAGGUGGCUGAGGGAGAAAAUGUAUUUGGUGUGUGCCACAUUUUUGCAUCCUUCAAUGACACUUUUGUCCAUGUCACCGACCUUUCUGGCAAGGAAACUAUCUGCCAUGUAACUGGUGGGAUGAAGGUGAAGGCUGACUGAGAUGAGUCAUCUCCAUAUGCUGCCAUGUUGGCUGCCCAGGAUGUAGCCCAGAGGUGCAAGGACCUGGGCAUCACCGCCCUCCACAUCAAACUCCGGGCCACAGGAGGAAAUAGGACCAAGACUCCUGGACCAGGGGCCCAGUCAGCCCUCAGAGCCCUCGCCCGCUCAGGAACGAAGAUUGGGCGGAUUGAAGAUGUCACUCCCAUCCCCUCCGACAGCACUCGCAGGAAGGGGGGUCGCCGUGGUCGCUCUCUGUGAGAAGGACUCCUCAAA
Messenger RNA from Eubalaena glacialis (North Atlantic right whale), 488 nucleotides. Its product is annotated as small ribosomal subunit protein uS11-like. Gene Ontology annotation, biological process: maturation of SSU-rRNA from tricistronic rRNA transcript (SSU-rRNA, 5.8S rRNA, LSU-rRNA); translation; ribosomal small subunit assembly. Gene Ontology annotation, cellular component: cytosolic small ribosomal subunit; ribosome. Gene Ontology annotation, molecular function: mRNA 5'-UTR binding; small ribosomal subunit rRNA binding; structural constituent of ribosome. NCBI's taxonomy places the organism in Eukaryota, Metazoa, Chordata, Mammalia, Artiodactyla, Balaenidae. The transcript has a single exon. The record is from RefSeq and is a predicted model, not a curated record.